UGGUGUUAAUGUCUAACUUCAACCAAUUUAAUCAUAAUAACUCUUUGUAAAAUUACUCAAGCAAUUACUGAAUUUCAUCUAAUGGUUUAUUGGAUUACCACACUAAUUCCCUUAAACUGAUGUUCAGUAUUUAGGACUGAGAAAAGCAUCUUUACCCUACUUCUAUAUAAUUUUAAAACCAAACUUUAUUAAUUUAAUAUGCAAAUAAAUUAUUGUAACAUUUAGUUACUACCGCUUUACAGUAAUACAAUGUGAAAAAACAAAAAAAAAUUUGAUACACACAUAACACAUCAAUGCGUAGUUUAUGGUCUUGUAUAGCACAAAACAUGUCUGUAUAUCACUCUCUAUGACAAGGUUAAUAUUAUUAACGAAUGUUCUAGCGCAAUUUGUAGGUCACCAUUGAUCGAUCGAUAAGAAGACGUCCAUGUUAUUUUUUUUUAAUUGGAAUCAAUUAUUCUACUUACAUUUCUAAGAUUUCGACGCAUCAAAUUCUCGCUCACUGAUCUUAGGAUUACUCGUAUACAUUCCACAGUAAAAUUGUUUUGUACAUUCCUAUCAAAUCUGUGAUUAAACCAUUAAUUUCCAUUAGCGAAAAAAAAGAAGGAUAUUUAUCAUAACAAACAUUCAACUUUGAAAGUUUAUCUUGCAUUGUGUACACAUGUUCGUCAGACCGCCUACAGUUCGAACAACCAGAAAUCCCCGUAGACGACCCCCACAUAUACUUGGUUUGAACGAAGUGAAUCGUCCACUGUUACGACAAGUGAUCAGAAGUCGUCGAUCGAAUCCAGUCCGUGAAGCAUAUGUAUUAGAAAUAAGAGAAGGUCCUGUGGUUAAUAACAACUCAAAUGCAGCUACUACAAGGAUGAUACCCCAGCCAUGGGUUACUGUGCGCGACUAUUUUAAGGGAAAUGACUUUGUUAGUCUUCCUGUUUCUAUUUGCAACACAUUAUUGAAACACCUUAUGACAUGUGCCAUAGUUGAUGAUGACCACCGAGUAGAAAGCUCUGAAGAUAGUGAAAUUGAGUGUACUUUUUCACCUUCCCCCAAAGUUGGAGAAGAGGCAAGUUUAACUGAAACAUCCGGUGAAACAGCAUUACAGGUUGAAGGGGGAGCAUCUGAAGGUACGAAAGUCAUCAAGAAAGUAUCUUCACGUGUCAAACCUCAUACCUUCCAGCUUAGUUUAUUAAAACCUAUAAGAAUAGUGUGUGAAGCAACAGGAUGUACACUGGAGGUUACGGCACGUAAUCCUUUGCCAAAACACACAUCUACUAGUUCAGAAGAACCAACACAAACAGUCCAAGCUGAUCCUGAUAAGCGAUGGCUUAUUUCAGCUCCACUAGAAGUUCGUAAAAGUAAUUCUUCAGGUGGUGAGCAUACCUUGGAUGGCAGUGGAAUCGGUAGUACCACUAAUGGAAGUGGUCGACGUCAGUACUCCUGGGAAACACGUGGCAUCUUGGAACUACAUACGAGUCUGAUCCCCAAGCUAUUAACAUUUCUUGCCGAUGUUGCGACACGUUAUCGAGCAAUUGAUUUAAUUCCAAAAGUUCAAUCACUAUACAGUAUAUCGGGUGAAAGAAGGUUUUUGUUUAAUUUAAAAGAUACUCGAUGGGGAAAACGAAUUCACAUUUCUCAAGUUACAGACCUACAUCGUAAUGUUAUCGGCAUUCCGUUAGAGGAUUUGGUUAGCUUUCGCUCAAGGCUUGAUACGGUGAUAAAAAGUUUAGGAUUGGAAGAUCAAUAUGCCAUACGCUCAUCUAUCCACAGAAACAGUGAAAAUAGAUCAACACAUAAGCAACAACAUGCACCAGUUUCAUCUCAAGAUACUUUUAAUUUCCCAGGUGAGUCCGUAGGUGGAGUGAAUAGUACAGAAAUAGACGAGGAGAACAAUCGAAUCGACACUAGCAAUACACAAAAUCGUACACAUGGACGUGAAAAUCGUCCUUCACGUACAGGGGUAUUCGCACUAAACAAUAAGGAAAGCAGAAAUGCAGGGACAUAUGAUAGUGAAUCUGGACAGCGUCGUAACCGUGGUAACAGGUUCGGAAGACGUAGUAAUUGGACGAAUGGAGGACGUGGAAAUCCAGUGAAACGAAGAGAUAAGAAUCAAUUAUCUUCUAAUCAAGAUUUAAAAACAUCUGAUGAAAUUGAACACAAUGAAGUAAACCCAAAUUCUAACCUUCAGAAUUCACUCGAACCUGCUGUUGAACCGACUCGAAUAACGCCUGCAGCUGAGGCCAGUGCAUAAGUAAAAUAUUUUGACUACAUAGUUAUAAUGAGUAUUCUGGAUAUGUUUACACUUAUCAGUCUACAUGCUAUUUGUUUUCUCUGUUCAUUAGACAAUUUUAUAAUUAUUGUUUUAUGUUUGUAUUAUCUAAAAACAAAACAACAGAUGAACUCAAUUAUUUGUUUUUAAACUUUGAAGUAUUUCAAGUUGUAUAAUUGAACCUCUGAACGAAUAUGUUUUUCAUUUUUUCGGGUUAAACUCAUAUAUUGAGAGUUAAUAAAACCAAUCAAAUUGUUCAUUCAUUAAAAAUAUCAUUAUAUAUAUAUUCUCCCCGUGUUUCAUAAAUUUGCCUGUUUUUUGAGAGAGAAAAAAGAUACAUACUACUAUUCAACUAAGCAUUUUUCUGACUGGUCAGUCUUUUAUUAUUUUAACUAUUCCUCAUUCCGAAAACUAUCAUCGUUGUUUGAAGAACGUGAAUAUUCUUGAAAACCUUGAAAGUAAGCCUUCAAAGUAAUCACUCAGUUUUUUUACUAGUCACUCUAUAGUUAUUUAAUCUCCGAUACAAAUUUAGCUCUGUUGAUCAAUUUCUGAAUGGGUUCAUCGGGUUUUAGAUAGUUGAAGGGAAUUACCAGGUAGUUCCGAAUGAUCGAGUAAUUCAUGUUUAAACCCUCUGUAAGCUAUUGAUUUUCCUAGUUUUACAGUCAUUUCGAGAUAACUAAUGACAACUUCUGGUAUGAAACAAAUCUAUUGCUUUUUGUUAGUAGCAUGUAUCCAAUUUUGAGGUAUUUCAUAUUACGGCUUUUCAUUCGAUAUAAAGCCUAAUAGUCAGGCAAUAUGAAAUCAAUCGUACAUG
Messenger RNA from Schistosoma haematobium, 3077 nucleotides. RefSeq lists its product as uncharacterized. The coding region runs from base 659 to 2245 and encodes 528 amino acids. The record is from RefSeq and is a predicted model, not a curated record. The transcript is spliced from 3 exons. Lineage: Eukaryota; Metazoa; Platyhelminthes; Trematoda; Strigeidida; Schistosomatidae.